AUGGCAGGCCUAGGCCUCCGCUUCUUAAGGCCAUAUCUAUGGAGAGACCUCCCACGACCUACUCGAGCAGCUCGCUCCGUCCACGCAAGAUUUUAUCAUGCUACUCGGCGAAGGGGUUCUGAGGCAGCUACGCCAUAUCUCUCAAAUGAAGCGGGCGAUGUUCAACAACGUUACAAGGAACUCAAUAAAUUAAGUACUGAGUUAUAUCCACGAGUCCUCAACGACGACCGAGCUAUCACCUGCAACGAGUUUCGGCGAAACUAUGAUUCACUUGUGCCCGAAGAGACGAAAAACGACCAGGUCGUCACUGUACGAGGCAGGGUCCACUCGUCCAGAAUAGCAGGUUCAAAGCUCGUAUUUUUGGACAUUGUUCAAGAUGGAUCUAGACUCCAGGCGCUGUGCGAUCUGAAAAAGAUGGAAAGUACGGGCGUUACCAGGGAACAAUUCAAACUCUUCUAUCACAUUCUUCGGCGAGGAGACAUUUUCACAAUCACUGGUCAUCCGCAUCGAACGAAGCGGGGAGAGCUUUCUAUCAAAGCGAUUGAGCUUCCUAAACUUCUCUCGCCCAGCUUGCACCAGCUCCCUACUUCCCUCACAGAUGAGAGCACACGAACUCGAAACAGGCACACAGACUUACUCGUCAACAAACAAGCUGCCGACACCUUCCGCUUGCGAUCGCAUAUUAUACGCUAUAUGCGAGAUUAUUUCCAGGCUCGGGAUUUCUUAGAAGUGGAAACACCCAUACUAGCCGGAGAUGCUGGUGGAGCCAUAGCUCGCCCAUUUGUCACAACCGCCACCGAGUUUGUGCAGCAACGAAUCACGCUGAGAAUAGCACCUGAGCUAUGGCUUAAACGGCUGGUUUUAGGCGGAAUGGAUCGUGUGUUUGAAAUAGGUCGAACUUUUCGAAACGAGGGAUUGGAUCCAACGCAUAAUCCUGAGUUCACGACCUGUGAAUUUUACAAAUCAUUCGCCGAUCUAGAAGAUCUCAUAAAAAUGACGGAAGAACUGAUGUCUGGUAUGGCAGAAUCAGUGCAGCAGGCUAAAGCUACAACGUUUACUUCGUUGGCCCCUACAACCGUGAGCUUCAAGACGCCAUUUCGGCGCUUGGCGUUUAUUCCUACCAUUGAGGCAGCUAUUGGUCAAACACUCCCGGAUCUGAGCUCGCCUACUGCCACUUCAGAUAUUCUUCAGAUCUUCCACAAGCUCUCCAUACCUAUACCUGACCCGCCAACCCUCCCGCGUUUGCUUGACCGGCUGUCAUCCGAGUACAUUGAACCGCAGUGUGACAGUCCAACCUUCAUCACUCAUCACCCGGAAUGUCUCUCUCCUCUUUCCAAGUCUUUCCUUGACCCAGAAACACAGCAACCCGUGUCCACUCGUGUAGAGUUGUUUGUCGGCGCGCGAGAGCUUGUCAAUGCAUACGAAGAGGAGAAUUCCCCGUUUGAGCAGCGGCGAAAAUUUGUUGAGCAAGCUCAGUAUCGAGACUCGGAAAAUGAAGCUCGUGUCGAUGAGAGUUAUUUGGAUGCUUUGGAAUGGGGCCUCCCGCCCACUGGGGGAUGGGGUUGCGGCAUAGAUCGGCUAUGCAUGCUCUUUUCGGGUGCCACGCGCAUUCGCGACGUCCUCAGUUUCGGAAGUUUGCGAAACGUUGUAGGACUUAGCAGUCAAGGAUCCCAGCAAGAGGGAUCUCGGUAA
Messenger RNA from Xylona heveae TC161, 1692 nucleotides. RefSeq names its product lysyl-tRNA synthetase. Gene Ontology annotation, molecular function: tRNA binding; ATP binding; lysine-tRNA ligase activity. The record is from RefSeq and is a predicted model, not a curated record. Gene Ontology annotation, biological process: mitochondrial lysyl-tRNA aminoacylation. The transcript has 4 exons. NCBI's taxonomy places the organism in Eukaryota, Fungi, Ascomycota, Xylonomycetes, Xylonales, Xylonaceae. The coding region runs from base 1 to 1692 and encodes 563 amino acids. Gene Ontology annotation, cellular component: mitochondrion; cytoplasm.